Molecule: messenger RNA, 1889 nt
Organism: Aspergillus wentii DTO 134E9
Lineage: Eukaryota; Fungi; Ascomycota; Eurotiomycetes; Eurotiales; Aspergillaceae
Product: dynamin family protein
Exons: 4
Coding region: 8-1720 (570 amino acids)
Cellular component (GO): cytoplasm; membrane; microtubule
Molecular function (GO): microtubule binding; GTP binding; GTPase activity
Source: RefSeq, a predicted model, not a curated record
CUUUUGCAUGUCGGAGGUGCAUGAUGUGAUGAAUCUAUCCGAUGCGGAGAGUAAAGGCUCGAGUUCGAAAGCCACCUUUUCAAGAGAUGUGUUUCGCUUGGAGAUCUCUGGCCCUGACGAAGAUCAUCUCAGUGUGAUUGACGUCCCGGGUAUCUUCAAACACACUACACCAGGAUUAACCACCAAAGAGGAUAUCGCAUUCGUCAGAGACAUGGUAUUGUCUUAUAUGAAGAACCCCCGUUCAGUGAUGCUCACCGUCAUCCCGGCCAACGUGGACAUCGCAACCCAAGAAAUCCUGGAAAUGGCACGCGAGUGCGACCCAGACAACAACCGGGCACUUGGAGUUCUCACCAAACCAGACUUGGUCGACAAGGGAGCCGAAAAGCGGAUUCGGGAGUUGAUCGAGGGCAAACACUCGGGUCUGAAGCUGGGAUGGAGUAUCGUGCGUAACCCUGGCCAGCAGCAGUUGGAGGAAAAGGCGACGGAUCGAGAUGUGGCCGAGAAGAGCUUCUUUCGCGAUACCGUUCCUUGGAAUAGCCUGGAAAAGGACAAGGUUGGGAUCGAGGCUUUGAGGAUUCGGCUGCAGGAGAUUCAGACUGGCCAUAUUCGCAACGAGUUUCCAAAGGUGAAAGCAGAAGUCAGCAAGAAACUGAAAGCCGAAAAGAACGCCCUUCGAGCGCUUGGUGCAGAGCGAGACACUCCAGAAAAGCAGACCAAUUACCUGUUGGAUAUCAUCACCGAGUUCCAGGAAAUCACGGCUCAGGUACUGGCAACAAACUACAGCAAUGACCUCUUUGAUGACAACGAACAGCUUCGACUGGCCACUGUGUUGAGAAACAGAAACAACGUCUUCAAGGAAGAUCUGACUCAAUUCGGUCACGAAUACAGGUUUGCAACCGCUGAUACCGAAAGCCCGCCAUCCGUAGGACUCCCAGACAAAACAUCAUCUGGUACGAAACCCGAGAAUGACGAGAAGAAAAUCGAGGCGAUAAAGGUGCGCAAAACGAAGGAUUGGCUAGAGCUCGAAGGCAUCCUCCACGAUCCUGAGCUCAUUCCCUCGCCCUCCGACGAAGGAAUUAUUGCCUGGAUUAACAAGCUCUACCGCACCUCUCGUGGAUUCGAAAUUGGGACCUUUAACUCCUCCCUCCUGGCGACAAUCAUGAAGAAACAAUCCACCAAAUGGAAAAGACUUGCGCUCGUCUACAUCAGCGACGUAAUUACUAUGAUCCACAUAUUCAUCACCGAAGUGAUUGAAAAAGUGUGUCCGGAUGAUCGCGUGCGCAGUAAUAUCCUCUCUGCGCUGAUGGAUGACUUGAUCAAGAAAUACAAAAAUGCCGUCGAACAAGUCGAGUUUCUCCUGAAUGUGGAAAAGUCCGGAACUCUUAUGGCACUCAAUGAUGAACUCGAGAAGAAUUCUUUUAAAAGCCGCCAGAAACGCGCCAACAACACCACGGUCCAGUACAUCCACAACAUCCUCAAGUCUUACUACGAGGUUGCCUCGAAGCGAUUCAUUGACAAUGUCUGCAUGCAAGCGACAGACUACCAUUUGGUUACUGGACCGUCUACUCCGCUGAAGCUUUUUGUGCCUUCUUUCGUGACUGGGCUUAGCAAUGAGCAGCUUGAAUUUCUGGCUGGAGAGGAUUCGAUGCUUUAUCGGAAACGCGCGCAGUUGAAGCGGGAGAUUGAAGAGCUUGAGAAGGGGAGGAAGAUCCUGCUGUAGGUCUGUAUCUGUAUUGACUGGAUGAUUGAUUCAGCCUUUUGGAGUGAUACGAGAUUGAUAUGAAUUGGCUAGAUGUAGUGCAGGUAGCUAGAAUGGGCCAUAUUAAUUUAUGACAGAUAGAUAUACUAAGUUGUAGGACUCCCUCUCUAUUAUCAAAUCUUCAACCCCC